GCUGCUGGCCCCGCGCUCAGUCGGGCCCCCGGUCCGGAUUCUGCCGGACUAUGGCGGCGCUCGGGGCGCUGGCUACGAAGUUGUGGUGCAUCCGGCGUCUGCUGGUGCUGGUGGCCACUCCGCUGGUGCUGCUGCCCAUCCCCUUCAGUCUCCCGCCCCAGGAAGGAAAAUGCCUCUUUGUCAUCCUGCUGAUGGCGCUCUACUGGUGUACAGAGGCCCUGCCUUUGUCGGUGACUGCUCUGCUCCCCAUCAUCCUCUUCCCCUUCAUGGGCAUCUUGCCCUCCAGCAAAGUCUGCCCCCAGUAUUUCCUGGACACCAACUUUCUCUUCCUCAGUGGGCUAAUCAUGGCCUCUGCCAUUGAGGAGUGGAACCUGCACCGGAGAAUUGCCCUAAAGGUGCUGAUGUUCGUUGGGGUCCAGCCAGCCAGACUCAUCUUAGGAAUGAUGGUGACCACCUCGUUCCUGUCCAUGUGGCUCAGCAACACAGCCUCCACUGCCAUGAUGCUCCCCAUCGCCAAUGCCAUUCUGAAGAGUCUGUUUGGGGAGAAGGAGGUUGUCAGAGACCUUGGCCGGGAGAACGAAGAGAAUAUGGCUGCUGUCCAGAGAAAUGGCCUGCGCACCAUCCCCACUGAGAUGCAGUUUCUGGCCAGCACAGAGGACAAAGUCCUACCAGAGGAUGUGGAGGCCCUACCAGAGAUAGCCCCUGCCACAAAGAAGGAGGAAGAGUACCAAAGAAACAUCUGGAAGGGCUUUCUCAUCUCCAUCCCGUAUGCAGCCAGCAUUGGCGGUACAGCUACCCUCACUGGCACCGCCCCCAAUCUCAUCCUGCUGGGCCAGCUGAAGAGCUUUUUCCCACAGUGUGACGUGGUGAACUUUGGGUCCUGGUUUGUAUUCGCCUUCCCCCUCAUGCUGCUUUUCCUGCUCACCGGCUGGCUGUGGAUCUCCUUCCUGUACGGCGGCAUCAAUAUAAGGCGCUGGAGGACAAAAAAAUCAGAAAUCCGAGCAGACGCUGAAGCUCGAGCCCAAGCUGUGAUAAGAGAAGAUUACCAAAAUCUGGGCCCAAUCAAGUUUGCAGAACAAGCGGUCUUGUUUCUCUUCUGUUUGUUCGCCAUUCUUCUCUUCUCCAGGGACCCAAAGUUCAUCCCCGGCUGGGCCAGCCUGUUUUCCCCUGGAUAUCUUUCUGAUGCUGUCACAGGCAUCUCUAUUGUCACGGUACUGUUCUUCUUCCCAUCCCAGAAGCCGGCUUUCAAAUGGUGGUUUGAUUUGAAAGCUCCCAACACGGAGAUGGUGCCCCUGCUGUCUUGGAAGAAGGCCCAAGAGACAGUGCCUUGGAACAUCAUCCUCCUCCUGGGUGGGGGCUUUGCAAUGGCCAAAGGAUGCGAGGAGUCAGGCCUGUCGGCAUGGAUCGGUGGGCGGCUGCAUCCCUUGGAGAAUAUGCCACCUGCCAUCGCAGUCCUGCUUAUCUCUGUGGUCAUCGCCUUCUUCACUGAGUUUGCCAGCAACACAGCCACCAUCAUCAUCUUUCUCCCGGUCCUCGCUGAACUGGCCAUUCGCCUUCGAGUCCAUCCCCUGUAUCUGAUGAUCCCAGGCACAGUUGGCUGCUCCUAUGCUUUUAUGCUUCCAGUGUCAACACCCCCCAACUCCAUCGCCUUUGCUUCUGGACAUCUGCUGGUCAAAGACAUGGUACGGACAGGCCUCCUGAUGAACCUUGCAGGUGUUUUGCUGCUUAACUUGGCCAUGAAUACAUGGGCCCAGAGCAUCUUCCAGCUGGGGACCUUCCCAGCGUGGGCAGAGGACCACUCAAGCAAUGUCACGGCGCUGCUCCUUGACGAGUACAACAGUACCACCACCCUUCAGCCCCUCCUCAAUGUCUGAGCCCCUCCCAAUGGGGUUGCUCGAAGGACUCACUUGGGAUAGGGCCCUUCCCAUCCCAGCCAGGCCCUCCCAGAGGGCAUCCCCCACACCUGGUGCUCAUCUCCAACUGGCCAGCAAAGUGAUUUUGUUUCUGAUCAAAUAACUGCCAGGUGAAGGAGACCUUCAGGACUCCUGCAGAGCCUCCUACAGAGGAUACAUUCCUCCUCUACCACCACCCUCCACUCCAGCCCCCAACUCCCACAUGACAGAGCACAGCUAUGCCUUGAACCAGAUAUUCCAGGAAGCUACUUCCUUUACCCCCAAGGUCUCCCAUUAGUAUUCAGUUGGGCCUUGUUUUUGUAGGCCUCAGCAGCUGUUGAAGGAUUUGGGUUCCAAGAAGUCUUCUUUUUAUGCCCCAUGAAGGUUUACAAAGUAUCACGACAAGUAUCUCAAGUGUUAUUAUGCCUAUUUUACAGAUGGGGAAACUGAGGCCCUGAGAUGGGAGGCUACUUGUCCAUGGUCAUAGUAAGUGUUAGAUGCACUUGCUGGGGUUUUUUUUUGGAAGGGGGAAGGCAGGGCUAUUGGGGAUAAGUGAUUUGCCCAAGGUCACACAGCUAGUAAGUGCAUCAAGUGUCUGAGGCUGAAUUUGAACUCAGGUCCUCCUGACUCCAGGGCCGGUGUUCUACUCACUGUGCCACCUAGCUGCCCCAGAUGCAGGGCUCUUGACUCCACAUCCUGUUCUCUGUCCGCUACACCAUGUUGCCUUUCCAAUGAGGCCCAAGAGCUCCUACAGAUUUAGGUUAAGCUCAUUAAAGAUCAGUCAGUAGCUCUCCUGCCACAGCCACCUCUGCUCCUUCAGCUACAACAGACUUGAAAAUAUUAUCUGACGGAUAAGAAUUUGCAUUUCUUUUAUAGGACAUUUACCUCAUUAGAUUGUUUCAGUUCCUACAAUGGCUUUUAGGACUAUCGUUUUUAUAUCACAGUGCCAUUGAAUUUCAGAAAACCUUUUUAUUUUGGAGCCAAAUUAAAUUCUAAGCACAUAGGCACAUGUAUGUAUAUGCAUACACAAUGCACACACACACACACACACACACAGAUUAAGUAGGCUUUUGUAGAAUGCCCCAUAUUCCAUGAGAAUGCCCCAUAGUCAAUCAAGCAUAGGGCCACAAAAUCAUAGACUUCAGCAGCCACCUAGUUUUACUCCCUCCUUUUACAGAUCAGGAAAUGGAGGCAUGUCAAACAGACCAGUGUUUCAAGGGAACAAGGGGAUAGUUAAAAUGAAGUACGGUGAUUUGGAAAUCAAGGCUGUGGCAUCUCUUGUGCAGAAUCACACAGAUGGCAGGAACCUUGGAGAUUUCAAAUACAGCCCUCCCUGAGCAAGAAUCCCUUCUUCAGCAUCUCACUGAGGGAUAUCUGGCUGUUGCUCGGAGCUUGCCAGUGACAGGGAACCCCCACCUCCCAAGGCAGCCCUUUCCCACUUUAAGACAACUCCAAUUAUUGAAAAGUUUUCCCUAACAUGAAGCCAAAAUCUGCCCAACUUCUCCCAAGUGCUCUUAGUUUUGUCCUCAGGAGCCAAAGUGAAUGAGUCUCACUUCCUUUCCACGCAACAGACCUUCAAAUGCUUCGAGGUGAUAACUGUGCCCUAUCCCCUAGGUUUUCCUUUCAGGCUCAACAUCGUCUCUCUGGUUAGUGCUCCCGUGGCACAGUCUCUAAUUUCCAGACCUUUUAAAAAGAGGAUUAACAAGCAAUCUAGAAGACCCACCCAAAGGGCUUGUCCCCCAAGCAGGAGAUCAUCUGAAGAUUUGGUGACUAAUUCCAAGUCCAAAUUAGGCAUUUUAGAUGGGGCUGCCCUGCCAUCUCUGGGAUCCUCCUGAGCAGAAAAGGCUAAACCCUUAACUGAAGGACCAAUCUGGUUCAUUCUGAUUUUCAGAACUUCAAGUCCUGAGUCAGAAUUGUGACUUGGACACCCCCACCUCUCCCGGGGAAUCACGUUUCAUAUUUUCGUGCAAAGCACUGUGAUACUGGCAGAUUUCUGGAACAUAUAAUCAGGGAGGCAGCAGAAAACACAUCUAUAGUAGGCUUCUCACACCCAGAGCAUCCAGGAGCAGAGGGUGAAAGAGACACAAUGCAGCUUGGAAUUCCCAGUCUGAGCCAGUGACUUUCUCUUUCCCCCUCAGACGUGCACACUGACUUCCCCCCUGGAGUGUUUUUGGAAAGGAGAGAUGAGUUCUAACCUUUCUGGGUCAUACCUUCCCCCUCCUAACAUACUUCCUUCAAUGGGAUGCACCUUACUGGAAGUUAGCACAUGCUAUCCCAAACAAUGUUAUUUAAAUUUAUGAGAGGAAAAAAAUUGCCGAUCUACCACAAAGUCUCAUCUGGUUGAUUUUUUGUACUUUCAAUGAAAGGACUUAUAGGCACCAGUGAUUUCCACUUAUUCUUCAUCUCCAUUUAUAAAUCAUUCUUUCUUUUUCACUCAGAAUCAUAGAGUCAGAGAAUGUCAGAGCGGGGGUGACCUUAGAACAGAGAAUGUCAGAGCUGGAAGGCGCCUUAGAGCAUAGAAUGUCAGAACUGAGUGUAAUGACAGAAGUGGUUUUUCAUUUUUUAUGUCACAGGCCUUAGAACACAGAUCGUCAGAGCUGGAAGGCCCCUUAGAACAUAGAAUGCCAGCUGUAAAGGACUUUCCAUCACAGAACAGUAGAAUUGGAAGAGCUCUUAGAACUGUGAGUUCAGAAGAGGGCUUUCCAGCAAUUCCGUCUACUCCAACCCCUCUUGCACCCUAUAGAAGAAGAAACUGAGGCCCACAGGAACUUCCCCAAGAUACCAUAGUUAGUAAGUGGCAGAGCCUGGAUUUUAACCUUCGUUUCCUGGCCUGAAGCCUGGGGCUCUGUGUAGCACACCUUGCACUUUGUGUAUGUUGGAAAAGACCAAGCUUUCAGGUCAUGAGAUCAGUGUAGAACUAGCAAGGCCUUAGCUUUAUGCGGGCUGGUGGCAGCAGGAAAUCACUGCAGGGGUUUAUUUCUAUUUUGCUUUAAUAUAAAUAUGCCUGUAGGGGGUGCCUACCCUCCCUCUCCUCAAUUUACCCCACCUACUUGUUUACCAGUACCAGAAAUUGUAUAAUGUGGGACAAGGCCUUCCCUCCUACAGUUAGAAAAGAGGCUAAAAAUUGUCAAUCUUCCUAGAAGGGGGAAACCAGGGACUAAAACUUAGUUAUACUGUGGGAUAAACGACUGCUAUCGCAACCUUUCCAGGGGAAGGGAGAGGACAAGAGAGAACUAGGAGCCCUGCAACUGUACCGACAGACACUCAGUCUACGUUUAAUUACAGUUACUGUUGAUAAGGCAAUUCCCUCGUGGUCUUCUUACAUGUGAAGGGGUGGGAGCGUAUCAACAAUCUGCUCCAGAGCCCUUUUCUAGAGCCCGGGUGCAGGCAUCUAGAGAUGUCUUGACUUGCAGAGCAUUCUUGAUUAUAAAACCUAUAUAAUAAAAGACCUUAAUUGGAACCUUA
This is a messenger RNA of Trichosurus vulpecula (common brushtail), 5357 nucleotides long. It is a transcript of the gene SLC13A3, whose product is annotated as solute carrier family 13 member 3. The record is from RefSeq and is a predicted model, not a curated record. The transcript has 13 exons. NCBI's taxonomy places the organism in Eukaryota, Metazoa, Chordata, Mammalia, Diprotodontia, Phalangeridae. Gene Ontology annotation, molecular function: succinate transmembrane transporter activity; citrate transmembrane transporter activity; sodium:dicarboxylate symporter activity. The coding region runs from base 51 to 1874 and encodes 607 amino acids. Gene Ontology annotation, cellular component: membrane. Gene Ontology annotation, biological process: citrate transport; monoatomic anion transmembrane transport.